AUGGCUCCUUCCGCCUGUCGCGCCUGCGGAGGUUCGGACAUAGACAUCGACCAGGCCCGGGGCAGCGCGGUCUGCACGUCCUGCGGUUCUGUGCUUGAGGACAACAUCAUCGUCUCGGAGGUGACGUUUGUCGAGGGCAGCGGGGGAGUCUCCUCUGCGGUCGGACAGUUCGUGUCCUCUCAGGGUCCCGCCAAGACCCCCCUGUUGGGCUCCGGGUUCCACUCCGGUCUGGGCAAAGAGUCCCGGGCUCAGACGCUGCAGAACGGGAGGCGGCAGAUCCAGUCUUUGGGGAGCCAGCUGCAGCUGAACCAGCACUGCUUGGACACUGCUUUUAACUUCUUUAAAAUGGCGGUCAGUAAACAGUUGACCCGCGGCCGAAAGACCCAGCACCUGAUCGCGGCGUGCUUGUACCUGGUGUGUCGCACGGAGGGCACACCACACAUGCUGCUGGAUCUGAGUGACCUGCUCCAAGUCAACGUGUACAUUCUGGGGAAAACCUUUUUACUUUUAGCGAGAGAACUGUGCAUCAACGCCCCUGCCAUCGACCCGUGUCUGUAUGUCCCGCGCUUUGCUCACAUGCUGGACUUUGGGGAGAACACCCACCAAGUGUCCAUGACCGCCCUGCGCCUGGUGCAGAGGAUGAAGAGAGACUGGAUGCACACGGGGCGACGGCCUUCAGGUCUGUGUGGAGCAGCGCUGCUAGUGGCCGCUCGUAUGCACAAGUUCCACCGCACUGUGAAGGAUGUGAUCAGUGUGGUGAAGGUUUGCCAGGCCACGCUUCGCAAGAGGCUCACAGAGUUUGAGGACACACCCACGAGCCAACUGACUAUCGACGAGUUCAUGAAGGUGGACUUGGAGCAGGAGUGUGAUCCGCCGUCGUUCACAGCGGGGCAGACCAAGAGCAAGAUGCAGCAGCUGGAGCAGGAGCUGGCAAAGAAACUGGACGAGGCGGUGGAGGGAGAGAUCAGCGUUUUCAAGGAUGAAAUAGAGACUGAGCUUGAGAAGAGCAGACCCAAACUCAGGGGCAUCUAUGCAGCUUACGCUAAGCACCUAGACCCUGAAGACAAAGAGCCUGUAAUAUCUGACUCCGAAGAGCCAGACCCUGAAGUCGCAGCCCAGCAUAUUUCAGAGGACUUUCUUUGCAAAGUUAUCCAAGCAGAGACUGGACAGAGUGCCGGGCCCCAGGAACCUGAAGUGGGGCCUAUGAGACACUCUUUACCAAUAGAAUCCUUCCUCGGGAAACUGAGCAGUGCUCCCUCUGAGACCAGCAAGAAACUUCCAGACGAGGAGGAGUCUGAAGGAGAGCUGGACUUGAACGGGAUCGACGACAGUGAAAUAGACAAAUACAUUCUGAACGACAAAGAAGUGCAGGUGAAGACGGCACUGUGGAUCAAACAGAACGAGGAGUAUCUUCAGGAGCAGAAGGAGAAGGAGGAGCGGAUUCAGAAAGAGAAAGAACAGGGCACGUACAAAGAGAAGCCAAAGAAGUCUAGACGCCGUCCAGCUCAGGUAGAGGCACAGACGGCCAACGAGGCCAUUGAGCGGAUGUUGGAGAAGAAAAAGAUCUCAAGUAAAAUAAACUAUGACGUGUUGCGGGACUUGAACCGCAGUGACUCCGGAAACGCUGUCCUGGAGACGGCAGACAGUGCUCUCACCACUGCCGCAGAUCCUGAAAAGAAAUGCCUCAAGCGACAGAGAAGCCGCAAGAGUAAAGACAGUAAAGGGUUAGCAGCCACAGCUAGCAGCAUGGGCAAGAGGCUCCGCCCACUUAUUCCAGCCUCCACCAAAAAGAAAAAAGUUCCGGUGGUCCUCGAACAAAUGACUCCCGCAGUAACAGCCCCAGAGAAGACGCAGCCUGCUCCUCGUGAGGCCACUCCUCCUCCAGAGCCUCCUCCUCCUGCCGAGGUCCCACAGGCAGAGGACCCCCACACAGAGGAGGAAGAGGAGGAGGAGGACGAGCCGUGUGUCAGUGCCCUCAAACUCAUUGGAGACUAUGGCUGCGAAGAUGAGGAGGUCUAUUAG
Knipowitschia caucasica is the source of this 2022-nucleotide messenger RNA. The record is from the annotation of a GenBank genome assembly. Lineage: Eukaryota; Metazoa; Chordata; Actinopteri; Gobiiformes; Gobiidae.